GUUUUCUUUGAAAAAGUGAAAAGAAAAAAAUGAUAGAAUGUGACGUCAACAAACAACUUAGAACUCGCUUUGCAAAGAAGAAGCAAAGUUCAAUAUCAGAUCUAAUGACAUGAAUAGUAAAGCAUUUACCAAAAGAAUGACGACGGUAUUCCGAAUCGAAACAAGCAUGGAAAGGGGGCUGUUAAAAAAGAAGAGAAGAAGAAGGGAAAGAAAACGAAGAAGAAUAACACGAACAAAAACAAGGAAAAGAAAACAACAAAAAUACAUAUCCUCUCUGAAACCCCUUUGCUCCCCCGCAGCGCUGCAGACGCGGGCGUUCGGCCUCCAGACAGACGUGGAAAGGCCGGCCUCCACGACGUCCUUCGUGAGGUACGACUUCCGAUCGGAGGCCGAGGAGAGGCCGCCCAUCGCCGAGGCCACCCUCUGCUACCGCUUCUCCAUCGCCCGCUACAGGAGCAUCGUGCCCUUCGUCUCGUACGCGUACUCGGACAAGGCGGACAACGCCAUCCUCGUGUGUUGAGGUAGACGUUUUUUGUUUGUUCCAAUAACGAAUUGCUCUUUGUGCCGAGCCUUCGCUAACUGAUGAAUUAACAACAGGUUUGAAAGUGCAAUAAAUUGCCGAAAGAGCAUCAAAUUUCUUCUCGGAAUCAUAUCUUGAUUGGCCUUUGCAAUAUUUUUUCGCAAUGUCUUCACUCGGCUUGUUUCACCAUUAGCCAGAAGUGCCUCGGCUGCCUUUCUCUCUCGCCUGCGUCUGCUCUCGCCCAAUCCAUCCUCUUAAUGCUGUUUGCUUUCACUCCAACAUAACCUGUCGACAUAAUAACUUCUCUGAGACUGCAUUGAGCUUCCGCGGAAUCCGUAAUGAGAGCGCCAUUGAGCAGGGCCGCGGGGAGGAGCAGGGCCAGAAGAGGAGUGGGGCUGCCUGUUGUGAUAUGGAAAAGCUAGAUAUGCGUCUCAUUAUCACAUCAUCAAAAUCAUUAUCAUAUUAUAUCAUAUGAUUAUUAGAUCUGUAUUAUACUGUAUCAUCAAGAUCAUUACAGCAUCAUGUUACCAAAUUGUUUUAUUCUUUUAUCAUUAUUAUCAUUAUUACUAGAUAUGCAUUAUUUUAUUAUAUAAUCAUAAUUAUUAUAUUACUAAAUCUAUUACUAUUAUCAUUACUAGGUGUAUAUUAUAUUAUAAUGAUAUUAAAUGCUGGAUAUGUAUCAUAAGCUAUAUGACUACGCAUCAGGUUCGAGAUAGAGAUUAAGAUGGUUAGAGAAAGAUGGAGAUAAACAAACGAAAGAUAAUGAUAGUAAAAGAUAAAC
This is a messenger RNA of Penaeus vannamei (Pacific white shrimp), 1301 nucleotides long. Lineage: Eukaryota; Metazoa; Arthropoda; Malacostraca; Decapoda; Penaeidae. The record is from RefSeq and is a predicted model, not a curated record.